This is a messenger RNA of Diachasma alloeum, 1854 nucleotides long. RefSeq lists its product as uncharacterized. NCBI's taxonomy places the organism in Eukaryota, Metazoa, Arthropoda, Insecta, Hymenoptera, Braconidae. The record is from RefSeq and is a predicted model, not a curated record. The transcript has 4 exons. The coding region runs from base 140 to 1444 and encodes 434 amino acids.
CAUUGCAGCGUUAGUGAAGCUCGAUGCGUGAAAAAAACUGUAAUUCAUUCCACGAACAUAAGUGUGCUCGACAAGUGGGUAUAUAAACGCCUCAGUUGGCGCAAUCUAAUUCUUUUUCAUAGUGAUUUCAUUGCGCGUCAUGGAUUCGACACAGGUGCAACCUUCGACGACUGAAACCUUCUCUGGACUCUCAGAGAACAGACAAUUGAAGCGCGUGAUGCUUCUGGACCGCAUCGAUCCAGGUGACGUUUUCUUUCAAAAAAUUCUGCGCCUGGGAAUGUGUGACGAUACGAUCCAGGAUGUGCAGUUGGUAGAGAAAAGAGCAGCGGUGAAAAAAGGGGAUAAUUACCUGAGUUACUUAACAAGAUUUACUCUCAAAUACAUUUGUAAUGUACCCAAGGGGCUUUAUCACGAAGUAGAGCACAAUGUUGCACAUCUAAUCAUAAAAGAGGAGCCAGAUUCUAAUGGAAUGACCUUGGAAUAUGUCCGAGAAACCAAUAUCUUUGAUACCGAACGACUCAUGUUAGAAGAAAUUGUGCCUAAGAUCGAAAAGCUGAUUGGAAAACGGUUGAGCCCUAAAGCUUAUUACUCUUCAAAUGAGCCGAAUAUUAUUGUUAUGGAAGAUUUAGUUUCUCUUGGGUUUCAGAAUAAGAAUCGUAAAGUAGGCUUAAACAAAAAACAGAUGUUCAUGAUACUGGAAAAUAUCGCGGAUUUUCAUGCAGCAUCGGUUUUAUUAAAUGAACAGAAUCCUGGGUGCGUGUCACGAUUUGCAAGCGGCUUCAUCAAUUCCAAGACACCGGUUGCGUUCUUUACAUUUAUAUCGAAUGGUUUGGAAUCUAUUGGAAACAGUGUUCGUAAUUGGCCGGGCGAAAAAUUUGUCUCAAUAUCUAAUAAGCUAAUAAAUAAAUCGAGAGAAAUUAUUCAAAAACUUUUCAUAGUCUACCAAUGCGAUGCAGACGAACUUCAAGUUUUGAAUCACGGAGAUCUGUGGGUCAAUAACAUCAUGUUCAAAGACGAUGGAAAUGGAGAACCCCAAGAGGUUCGCUUUGUGGACUAUCAAAUGUGCAUUUGGUCUUCUCCUGCGAUCGACCUGCUCUAUUUUCUUGGCAUCGUCCCCGAAACAAGUAUAAAAAUGACCAACGACGAAAUAUUUUUACAAUGUUACUUGAACCGUUUCGCGAGCACAAUGCAAACAUUAGGCUGUUGUGCAAAGUCCCCCACCCUAGAACAAUUGAAAAGAUCAAUGUUCAAACGACGAGACUACACGCUCAUGGCGGCACUAACAUUCUACCCCAAAAUGAUAGCAGACGAUGACGAGGUUGAAGACGUAGAUGACAUACUUGAGAGAGGGGAAUCGACAACAGAUCUUCUGAAGAAUCCAACGGCCCGAGAAACGAUAGCAAAGAUUCUUCCAAUAUUAGAUGAGAGGGGUUAUUUGGAUUGAAUUGAUUUGAUCGAAUAGUAGAUGAUGUAACAUGAUAUUUUAUCGUCUACAGAUGCAUGCUAUAGUAUAUUGUGCAAUAAGGGCGGAAAGAUAUAUUUUUCCCGUCCGAGGUGUACAUGCUAUUUUUAACACAGCCCCAAAGAAAAGUUUGGAUUUUGCUUUCUGAUGAGUGCGAGGAAAGUGAAUAGUUUCCACUCAAGGCUGGAAAGUUGUUCCCGAUGGCGGAAAGUAAUCGCUCUUUUCCAUCUGAGAGAGCAACUUUCCACCCUACGGCGGAAAGUUCUCACUUUGCUCCUCCUUAUCAGGGAACAAAGUAUAAACUUUGCAUGCAGGUGUGUAAAAAUAGUAUAUUUCGUAACGAGUGCAAAAAACAUUUUUUCACGAGUUACGAACAAUAUUUUUCAUCACGC